UUUCAUUUUUGCUGAACAUUAUCCCCGUUAAUGGAUCAACUCAAUUGAAGUUUAGACGGGAUUUGAUGAAAAGAAAUGGCCAGACUUUCAUUUAUCGGGAUUGUUUGUCAUAUUCUAUUGCUCCCAUAUGCAUUUGCAGAAGAGAACUGUGUACGAAACUUCACGUUAGAUUCUACAGAUCGGAACUUCAUCCAAUCGACUUUGGCUUCACCUAUGAAAGAACAUCACGAAUGUUUCCGAGAAUGCGUCGCGUCGGAACCGAUGACUUGUCGAUAUACCUUCGACAUCGAAUGGUAUUCAACGAUGUCGAGAGCUUGUUUCAACUGCCCCUGCAAUCAGAGUGACUGCGAACGCGAACGGUGCGUGGCGGCCGAUGGAUUCCGUCGCCCAAUCGUUGUGGCCAAUCGCCAGCUUCCUGGUCCAGCAAUUGAGGUUUGCAAGGGUGAUCGCAUCAUCGUAGAAGUCCACAACAAACUCAACGAUGGCGAAGGCGUUUCGAUCCACUGGCACGGCCUUCUCCAACGAAACACUCCGUACAUGGAUGGCGCCACCCUGAUCACACAAUGCCCAAUUACGCCAUUCUCCUCGUUCACUUAUGACUUCGUUGCCGAUCGGACGGGCACCCACUGGUGGCACUCUCAUACAGGUUUUCAGCGGUCUGAUGGUCUCUUUGGUCCCCUCAUUGUUCGGGAACCAGACGGGGACAACCCGCACAGUGCCCUCUACGACUAUGACCUAUCAGAACAUACUAUCAUGAUAAGCGACUGGUCGCACGAAACUGCGGUGGAGUUGUUCGUAUUGUCACGCCAUGCGGGGGAAUGGAUCUUUCCACCUCAUAUUCUUAUCAAUGGGAAGGCACAACUUGUCGGGUACACUGCAGAGAGUGACGGUACCUCACAUGCCACUCCUAGAGAAGUCUUUGAAGUAGAAGAAGGCAAGAGGUAUCGCUUCCGGUUGAUAAGUACGGCAAGCAGUAGUGAAGCUUUCACGGUGUCAGUAGAAAACCACACCCUAACUAUCAUUGCCAGCGAUGGGGCAUAUGUACAACCUCUAGAGGUCGACGCCCUAGUCAUUUACGGAGGAGAAAGAUACGAUGUCGUCCUCAAUGCCUCAGAGAAGAAUGGAUUUAAUUACUGGAUGAAGUUUCAAGAAUUGUACGGACAACCAGUCGGAAAUCAUGGUCUGGCAAUCAUCAGGUACAGCGGCGCUCGCACGGAGAACCCUUCAUCGAGCCCCUCUCCAACCCCAGAAGGCAUUAUCUACCAGAAAUUCAACAGUCCUGCUUCUGCACACGUCAUUACUGUCAAUGAAUUGGUUGCCAUCGAAAAUGCAAUCCUACCGCAAGAGAAUAGACGAACUUUCUACAUGAAACGAGACUUUAAUGAAUUCUCUGAUGAACGUUACUGGGACGAUGUUUACAGCCCAAUGCUCAACGACCGUUCGUUUAAACUGCCAAGUUACUCGCUUCUCUCUGAAUACCAUGACGAGACCGACGGCGAUGAUAUCUGCCUUUUUGAAGAUGAGGAGAUGAAUGAGAGGUGCAAGACCGAGUUCUGUCACUGUACCCAAGUUCUUCAAGUUGAAAUUAAUCAGACGAUUGAGAUUGUGCUAGUUGACGAGGGUAAGCGGGUUUUAGUUCUCCACCCAUUUCAUCUUCACGGUUAUUCGUUCAGAGUCCUUGCUCAGGGUUUUGGUGGAGAUCACCUUAGCAUUGAGGAAGUAAUCGAGAUGGAUCGUAAUGGGACAAUCAAGAGAAACUUCGACCACCCACCUGAAAAGGAUACUGUCAUUACGACCAAUGCUGGUUAUACUGUCAUCCAGUUUAUUGCUGAUAAUCCUGGCUGGUGGUUUUUCCAUUGUCACACCGUAUUCCAUCGCCAUACUGGUAUGGCUAUUGUUGUCCGUGCUGGCGACCAGUCUGACCUUCCUCCAUUACCAGAUAACUUCCCACGGUGUGGUAACUUCGAACCCCCUGAAAGACCACCACCACCAACCAGAUCAACACAAAGACCAUCGUCACCAUCACCAACUGCAAACGUGUUCCCUCUGUCUACCGUUAUCGGUCUAUCCGUGGUCGUCGGCAUCCUCGGUCUCCUCGUCAUUGUCCUCAUCAUCGAUGCCAUAUGUCGCCGUCAGGAACCAGGUGCCCCGUCAUCGGCGACCGCGAAUGGAGGAAAAAAGGGCCAAGAUGCACCAUGGAGAGAUACAAUUGAUUAAUUAUAUCAAAGAUAAAACUUGUUCCGAGACGUUCCUUCCAUUUGAUAAAUAACAUUAAACAAUAAUGUUCUUAAUACUAAAUAGGUUCAUUAUUGCGGAAUGAAAUAAUCGCUAGAGGGUAAUGUUCUUUCAAGUAAAAAAAAACCCAUGCUUUUAACAAAAGAGCUACUCGGUCCCUUGUCACUUCCUCCUCAGAGUGGAACUAUCCCACUCUUUUGAGGGCGAGAUUUUCAUCCUCCGGAGGGAGAAUGCGCGGAACUCGCAUUCUUAACAGAAUUAGUCGAGAGCUAUUUUGGGAUGUUGUGAAAGCGACAAUGAUUUUUUUUAAUAUGAACUAAUGAGGACUGAACCAAAACCAAGAAGGAAGCACUAUUUUCACCGAUGACAAUGAUAUCCUACAGUGUCAUUGAGUUCCAAUGGAAAGGUAUGCAAUUGUUAUACGAUUGUCUACGUUUAACCAAUGCAAAUAUACGUACAUAUACAGUGCGUCUCACAAAAAACGAAACCGAGAUGUAUCGAUGAUUUAUCGUAACUUAAUCACAAAUACAAUAGACAAAUAACCUACCAUUGUAAAGCUUAGAAUCUCCUCUUCCAUCUGAAAUGCAUGAAUGGGGAAUAAUCUAAGUAAUAUCAGAUGAAAAAAGAGAUUCUAAGCUUUACAUUGGUAGGUCAUUUGUCUAUUGUAUUUGUGAUUAAGUUAUGAUAAAUCAUCGCUUAAUCUCGGUUUCGUUUUUUUCUGGGACGCACUGUAUAAGAAGUCGUAUUGCUUAAAAGAAUGAUACGAUAUAGAGUUAUAAAUACAAAUAUUUGUGCUGUAUUCCAUUAGUUACUAUAAUAUUAUAUUGUUUUUAUAUUUGCUCAUCAUGUCGCAGAUAAGUUUUAUGGAUUACUUUAGCAUUGACUAGUACUCUGGUUAAAUAUGGGUCGUUUCAUACUUUCAUGCCACAGGUAUUACCUAGUAGAGUGAUACAUGUAUUUUUUAUUUUUGUUUUUAUUUUUUUAUUUUGAGAGUAACAUAGCCUAUUGUAUUUUUAGGGAUGAGAUGAUUUGUAUAGCCGUCAACAUUUACUUUUCUAUUUGAAUUUCAUUCAUGAAAAUAUUUAUAUAAUGUCAUAUUCAUAUCCGCUAUUAUCUUGUAAUGUUGGGUCGUAUUUGCUUAACAUAUAUUAUGAAUGUGAUUAUAAAUACCUUUUGUGACGAUAUUCAUAUUCGUUUAUCAAAAUUGAAUUUGAAUUUUAAAAAUUUGUCUGGGCUUUAUUCGUAGUUGUUCUUAUUCCUCACAUUUAAGACUAAUUGAAGUAAAUUAGAAAGUAAAAAAGGGGCCUAAGCUUUCGAUCCUAGCAGAAUCUUCGUCGGAGGCAAAAUGACAAACAUAUAAAGUGGAACAACCAUAAUAUAGACCACAAACAAGCUACAGCAACACUAGAAACAAUGAGACAAAAGGGGCAUUAGUGAGUAGAGAAGACCAAUCAGGUUAGUGAAGGGGAUGAAAGAAAAGGAGUAGGCAGACACAAAGGGAAGUUAGUGUAAGUAAGGCCAGUAAAAGACCUCAAGCCAAGAGGGAUUAAAAUAAUGAGGCAGGCAACAUCAAACAGGAUCUGGAACAAAACAGUGAUAAUGGGAUGAAAAACAAGAGAAUAAGUGAGAGGUGGGUCAAACAGGUUACAAAGAAAGGCUUAAUAAACUGGUGCAUAAGAGUGGGGGAAAAAAGGAAAAGAAUGGGGAACAACUGAUAAUGUGCAAAAGACAUAUAAGUAUAUAUGAUAAAGCAUUAAAUAAACUAUUUCAUUUCAUUUCAUUUCAUUUCGUUUAUUUCCAUUUUCAACAAUUACAGUUUAUUUUGUACAUUUUAACAUAUAAAUAACAAAACAUAUUUCAAGUAUUCCUGUACAAAAAUUAUAUUCAAGAUUAUUACAUAUCAGGUUGGAAAUGGAGGAGGCUGCUAAAAAGCGGAGCUUGUAGAGUGCAGCCUCCUAAUAAAUAUUCUUGUAGUUGCAUAACAUAUAAAAAUCAAAAUAACAACUAGAGCAUGAACCAGUUAAAUUAAAAGGAAAUAGGGGAAAUUAGAAUAGAAAAGGAAAUAAGAAAAAGAGAGAUUAAAGGUCUCCAGAAUCCAGCCCCAGCACUCAUAGACGGACCUCGUUGAUCGACAGGAAAACGAAAGAGAUGUAAAAGCGUACAUGACAUGAUAAUCAUGUUUGAUUUAUAAAAAAAAUACAAGAGUUUGAGUGAGGAAGAGUUAAAUUCAAUAGUUAUCUUGGGGAAUUUUUUUGAACUUAUAUUUGAAAGAAUUAAGGCUUGGUGAUUCUUUGAUGUUUUUAUUAAUAGUUCCCCAGAGUCUAGGGCCUUCAAAAGUAAAAAUAGAUUUUGCAAGGAUGGUCCGGGGUAGUGGUAAAUGGAAUUCAUCUGAUUGACGUGUGGGAUAUUUGUGAAGAGUUUUGUUUUUGUUAAAUGAAGAAUUAAAUAUGAAUGGUAACAUAUUAUUGUUUAACUGAUACAUGAAUUGACCUAAGUUAUAUUGGUACAGUGUUUUUAUUUUUAGAAUGUUGUUGUUAAAAAACAACUCAUCUGUGUGAGAUCUCCAGGACAAGUUGAAAAUAACACGCAAUGCCUUCUUUUGUAAAAGUAAUAUUCUAUCAAGGUAGGUUGAGUGUGUAUUUCCCCAAACAAUUGCUCCAUAAUUUAAAUAUGGUAAAAUUAAUGUUGAAUAAAGCAUUUUUAGGGAGGAAGUUGGAAGAAAAAAUUUGACUUUGUUAAUAACACCAAUAUUGCGUGAAAUUGUACGACAUAUAAAGUCAAUGUGUGUUUUCCAAGAUAAUUUGUUGUCUAUUAUGAGACCUAAAAAUUUUGUUGUAGUAACAACUUCAAUGUCUUUAUUGUCCAAUUUGAUAUUAGAUGGCAAUUGUUCUAAAGAAUUGCUAAAAAGCAUGCAUUUCGUUUUUUUGUACAUUAAUUGACAAUUUGUUAGCCCUAAUCCAUUUUACCAAUUUAUCCAGUUCAGUGUUAAGUACAUUUAUUAAAAUAUCGGGGUUAGGAUGAGAGUAUAGUACAUUUGAAUCAUCUGCAAAAAGGACAUAAGAUAAUAUUUCAGAGGAGUUCUGAAUGUCAUUUAUAUAGAUUAUAAAUAAAAGAGGGCCCAGGAGGCUGCCUUGGGGAACACCCCGGUUAAAUUUUGUAGAGAAGAAUUUUGUUCAUUUAUGCUUACGAAUUGUUUACGAUUUACGAGGUAGUUUCUGAACCACUCCAAGGCCUUCCCACGAACUCCGUAAUUUUCAAGUUUGUAGAGCAGUAUUUCAUGAUUUAUAGUGUCAAAGGCCUUGGAGAGGUCCAGAAAAACACCUAUUGUAUGUUCAAAGUUGUCAAUAGCUUUUGUGAUUUUGUCAAUAAAUGAGAGAGUGGCAUGAGAUGUACUAUGUUUUUGGCGAAAUCCAAAUUGAAAAUCAGAGAUUAUAUUAUAUUUAUUCAAAAAAUUUAAUAAUCUUGUGUAGAUCACCCUUUCCAUAACUUUAGACAAAGUAGGUAAUAAAGCUAUCGGUCUAUAGUUACAUACAUUAAUCUUUUCUCCUUUUUUGUGCACUGGUAUUAUCUUUGAUAUUUUCAUAUUGUCAGGCACGACGCCAUUACUUAAAGAAAGGUUGAAUAUGUAUACUAAUGGAUCAACAAUAUAUUCUAUAACAUUCUUUAAUAAAAUAUUGUCAAUACCAUCGUGACCACAGCUUUUUUUGUUUUUUAAGUUGUUCACUAUAUCUAUUAUUUCAUUUCUAUGUACUGGUACUAAAAAUAAAGAAUUAGGGUUUGGUUGGUGAAUGAAAUCUGUAAUUUUUUUUGUGUUAAUGGUAUAUUGUCUGCAAGACUUUUUCCAAUUUGUGUAAAGUAUUGAUUAAAUAUAUCAGCUAUACGAAAAGAA
Molecule: messenger RNA, 6124 nt
Organism: Lytechinus pictus (painted urchin)
Lineage: Eukaryota; Metazoa; Echinodermata; Echinoidea; Temnopleuroida; Toxopneustidae
Exons: 12
Coding region: 76-2217 (713 amino acids)
Molecular function (GO): copper ion binding; oxidoreductase activity
Source: RefSeq, a predicted model, not a curated record